Messenger RNA from Symbiodinium natans, 2115 nucleotides. Lineage: Eukaryota; Dinophyceae; Suessiales; Symbiodiniaceae. The record is from the annotation of a GenBank genome assembly.
AUGGCUCAAUCAGACGUGCCUCUUGGGCCACAGGGCUCUUUCUUCAACGACAGUGAGCGGCUGUGGGCUCAGCCAUCACUGCUGAGGGCAGCAAAUGAAGCAGUGAACGAAGCUUUGCCUGAACGCGCAGGCCAAGCUACCGCUGUCCCCUGCCAACCGGAGGCAGAAGCUCUGAAGGGCGUUUUUAGCAUCCUUGAGUCAGAAGGCCGAUUUUCUCUUUUUCUCUUCACCUUGCUGAGCACAGGCCUUCGCCUCCGACACCCCUUGGAAGAGCGUGAGAAGGCCUGGCCAGCAAACCUUCCUUAUCAUCGCAUUGCGCCCAGCACGGCGAAAAACGCCGAGCAGGCGGAAGCAAAGAUGAAAGCACAGGUGCAGCCUGCUGCACACGCAGCGCCGCAUCUUCAGCCUCGGGCAACUCAGGCAUCUCGGGCAACUCAGGAACCUCAGACAGCCGCGGCAGCCGUGCACGGAGUGCACCCCCAGGCUCCGGCUCAGCGGGCUCGAAGGCCGGCAUCGGCCAAGAUCUCCAAGCACAAGCGAGUGGCCGAGCCGGAAGAGGACAUCUACGAGGAUGUUGAGGGUGCUCACAUGGAUCGUGAGAGCGCUCCCAGCUUCUCUGCGGAGGCACAGGCUCCGGAGACUGAGCGUCCCGUCAACGUGCCCCCCGAGGUGAGGCACCACCGCGCAAGGAGGCCUGCCUCUGCCAAGGUGCACAAGCAUAAGCGGGUCAUGGAACACUGCGAGAAUGCGGAAGACAUCUACGACGAUUUGGAGCCGAGCCUCGUGGAGAGCUCCGAGUUCUCCGAGCAGGAUGCAGAACUCACGCCUCCACCACAAGGUGUGGAUGAGUGGAUUCACCAGGAGAGCUUCCCACGGCCAUUUCCAUUUCCUAGCGCCAAGAAGGUCAUCUCCAUCCGGUCUAGACAGGCGGCGAAAGACAGCCUGAGCUCGGCACCCUUGAAAAGUGCCGCCAGCUAUCGGGCUCUGGGAAAAUGGUGGAACGAGACGUACGAGUUCUGGGAUGCGCUUGAGAUCUGGAACGCUCCAAGCUUGAAAGAGGACAAGCGACCCGAGGCGCUCGAGCUUUCGCAGUUGCUGGAGCGGGUGAAUGCGACGGCUCUCAAGGCAAAUGCUGAGACUGGUGAGGAGAAGACCCGCACCCGACAGGACUUAUCCAAUCUGCUCGAGCUUCUGCCUGGCGUUACCAUCGCAUACUACAGGAUGCGUUUCACCAGCGUCUUCGACAAGGCGCCCGUGAAGCGCGGACUUUCCAGCAGCGCUGUCUAUGCAAACCUGGCUCUGCUCGCGGUCUUUGUGCGUGUGGUCGCACCACGGCUGCUGGCGGCUGACAAUCUGGAUGAGUUCUUCGAGGCCGUGCAGCCCCUGGGCGUUCCAGAUCGAGCAUCUUUGAUGAACGUUCUGCAGUCCGUAGCUGCCUAUGACACGGCCACGAAAGUGGGGCUUUACGUGCUAGCCUUCGUUGCUGAGAAGCUGUUCAUGCUGACGGAGUUCCUGCCCAUCCAAAUCGCCCUAAAGACGCUAGCGCCGAUUAUCUUUGGAGGUUUGGUGCAAGGCGCCUUGGCCUCGGCAGCUACGGAGACCUUAGCUGCAACCUCCAACUUCCUUCUUGGCCGGUCUUUUCUCGCGGACGGGCUUCGGGGCUUCUCCAUCUUCGGCAGCGAGCCAGUGGGGAAGGCCUCGUGGUUCCACUCCUUGGAAAAGGCCGCCAAGGAAGAUGGCGCGCGGCUCACACUUCUGCUAAGACUCGCGCCGGUCCUUCCACUGCCUUUUGACUCUUACUGGUACCUGUUGGGCGCCUUGGAUGUGGCCCUCGCAGAUUUCGCACUUGCCCAUUUCGCUGGCUGCCUGAAGACGGCCUUCCUGGACGCGUCCUUCGGAAUGCUGUUGCUGACGUCGGUCGGCAAUGAUGGCAGUGUGGUGCAGUCACAGGCGCAGCAAAUCGUUCUGGUCGAAUCUAUCGCUUUUGCGGUGGUCGCCAUACUGGUGGGCACGGUAGCCACGAGGCUGCUGAACGAGCUCUUGGGCCUGGAGGAGGAGUCCAAGGAGGAGUCCAAAGAUGAGUCCAAAGAUGAGUCCGCUCGCCCCGUGGACUGA